Messenger RNA from Habropoda laboriosa, 4471 nucleotides. Its product is annotated as signal-induced proliferation-associated 1-like protein 2. Gene Ontology annotation, molecular function: GTPase activator activity; protein binding. The transcript has 12 exons. Gene Ontology annotation, cellular component: cytoplasm. The record is from RefSeq and is a predicted model, not a curated record. NCBI's taxonomy places the organism in Eukaryota, Metazoa, Arthropoda, Insecta, Hymenoptera, Apidae. Gene Ontology annotation, biological process: regulation of small GTPase mediated signal transduction; activation of GTPase activity. Bases 16 to 4398 code for a protein of 1460 amino acids.
GAGAAUCUGUUCGCGAUGCUCCAAGACUUGAGACCAUCGGCGGUCGCGGCCUCGUCCUUGUCCUCCUCUUCCUCCUCCUCCUCCUCCUCCUCCUCCUCUUCCUCCUCCUCCGCGUCUAGAGAUCAGCGUAAUUCCGUCGGCGUCGAGUACCUGAGACGCGUUCCGGAUGGUCAGACGGUCGACGUGGACGAGGUCUGCGGUCCCACCGGUCCAAACUCUAGUCCCAAGUUGCGGCUCAAGUUGCACAGAUUGUGGGGCGCCAAGGCUACGCAGCGGCCCAUGGAAGAGAGCUGCGGCAGCCCCGUGGUGUCCGCGGACGUCGAAGAGAGGCACAGGAGGCGGGCGUUCGCCCAUUACGAUUGUCAAUCCCUUACCGCGAAUCUUGGCUACGCCGCCAAACUCAGAGGCAUUCUGCUCGCCAGGAGAAGAAACACCGCGACAGGUGCCUCGGCCGCCAGCUCCUUCCGAGCGUCCACCCCGGACGAGACACCCGAAGAGGAUUCUGGCGACGGAAAAGGUAACGAUCUGCUGGAAUCGUGCCCCUUCUUUCGAAACGAAAUCGGAGGCGAGGGAGAGCGAGAGGUGGGUCUGACGCGAUGCUCUCAAGGUAACGGAGUUCACAGACCGUCUUUGUCGUACGGUGUCGCGGUUUUGGAACCAGCGCUCGGCGAGACCUCCUGGAAGCAUACUUGUCCCCUACAAAGACGACCGCUGCCCAUCGAGAGCGUCGACGAGGGCGCCCAUUAUUACAGACGAUACUUUCUCGGUCGGGAGCAUCAGAACUGGUUCGGUAUGGACGAGCAGCUAGGCCCUGUCGCCAUCAGCAUUCGAAAGGAAGCGAAUCAGUAUAGAAUAAUCGUCCGUACCUCGGAGCUUUUAACGCUCCGCGGUUCGGUCCCGGAAGAAGCUCUCGGCGGUAUCAGGCCGCAGGGCAGACUACCGACCAGGGAAUUGUUGGAAUUGGUCGCGCCGGAAGUGCAACUCGGUUCCCUUCGAUUAGGCACAUCCACCGCCGAGGAAACUCUCGCUAGAUUGGACGAGCAGGGACUCUCGAGCAGGUACAAGGUCGGUGUCCUCUACUGUAGGUCCGGCCAGAGAACCGAGGAGGAGAUGUACAACAACCAACAUGCCGGACCAGCUUUUCUCGAGUUCCUCGACACUAUCGGCCAAAGAAUAAGACUGCGAGGAUUCGAGGGGUACAAGGCUGGUCUCGACACGAGAACAGACUCGACGGGUACUCACGCGGUCGCCGCGACGCAUCGAGGAGCGGAAGUGACCUUUCACGUGUCCACGAUGCUCCCCUUUACGCCGAAUAACAGGCAGCAGCUGCUCAGGAAAAGACACAUCGGAAACGACAUAGUCACCAUAGUUUUUCAGGAACCCGGUGCGUUGCCGUUUAGCCCGCGAAGGAUACGCUCGCAGUUUCAACACGUGUUCAUCGUUGUCAGGACCAUCGACCCGUGUUCCGAUAACACUCAAUACAGCGUGGCCGUGUCGAGAAGCAAAGAGGUGCCGAUUUUCGGCCCGCCCGUCCCCCCUGGUGCCACCUUUGCCAGGGGAAAAGCGUUCGCCGAUUUCAUCUUGGCGAAAGUGAUCAACGCGGAGAACGCGGCGCACAGGUCUGAGAAAUUCGCCACAAUGGCGACCCGAACGAGACAAGAGUACUUGAAGGAUCUUACCACCAACUAUUCCUCUACCACCGUUGUCGACACCGGUCAAAAAUUUUCUAUGCUGUCGUUCAGCAGCAAGAAGAAAACAGCGGUGCGACCGAGAUUGUCCUGUGACGCUUCGCAGCGCGGUGCGAUAUGCUGGCAGGUGAUACUGGAAGACAGCAAUCAGAACACCGACUGUUAUCUAGGAAUGAGCAUAGACACUGUAGUCCUGAUCGAGGAACAUUCCAGGCAGAUAGUGUUCGUUACGCCGUGUGUCAGCGUACUCGGAUGGCACGCUCAAACCAACAGCUUGAGACUCUACUACCAUCAGGGAGAAUGUAUUACGAUUCACGUGCGCGGUACCCCGGGAGCGCCAGCCACGGAACUUUCCUUGAAGAGGAACAGCCUGGGACAAUUGGGUUUUCACGUUCAACCGGACGGUGUGGUAACGCAGGUCGAGAGCAUGGGGCUCUCCUGGCAAGCGGGAUUAAGACAAGGGUCCAGGCUCGUUGAGAUUUGCAAAGUAGCCGUGUCCACGUUGAGUCACGAUCAAAUGGUCGACUUACUAAAAACCAGCGCUCAAGUCACCGUCACCGUGAUUCCACCCAACAACGACGCCAAUCCCAGGAGAGGCUGCACGCUGCAAAACUGCCAGUAUUUGUCGAGCAAUUACGAGGGGGAUUACGAGAACGUAACCAGUCCCGAUAACAACACGCCGUCUCAGCAGACAGCCAUGUCACACCAGAGGCGUUACGAGCGAUCCUUCAGUCCACCGAGAUCGAGCAACAGUUCCGGCUACGGGACAGGUUCCAGUUCGAGAUCGUUCAACGAUCCUCGCUUCCCUAUGGAAGGCACUAUGACCAGCAGCAGCAGUGGACACAGCAGCAACGACGAUCGCUGGUACGAGCUUCUGGAGCCGCAAGAUCAGGAUAACACCGGGCACCGUACCGGAGGCAGCACUUCUCCGCCGCCCCUUCCAGCCAGACAAUCCUACCAGAUGCUCGCUUCCAAGUCUUCUUCCCAGAAGAAGGACAAAGAGUCGCGUUACGCGAGUAGCAAACAAUUUUCGGAGAACUCGAAGCAUCACGGUCACGAUCAUUACGCGAAGGAGAGUAAUUACGUGUCGCCAAAGUCGAUGCAAGACAACGCGAGACACGAGAAUUACCAAAGGCAACUUGACAACGCUCAUCGAAGCCAGGAUCACGUUUCCUCCAGUUACGUGAAACUUCAGAAAGAAAAGUACGAGAUCAAGCAGGAGAACUUGUACGCGUCUCAGAGAGAGCUUCACAAGAACGAAGUGCAUUACGUGAAUCACCAAAAGUUGAGCACGUCAAAUUCGUUGCCCUUAGCGCAGAACGCGUCUUACAGUCUUCCAAAGUCCAGCAGCAACAACAAUCUCGGCAGAUGCAACGAGUACGAGCCGCACGAUGAGAAGAUGCCGGAUCGAACGUCCAACAAGUACGAACAGGAUGCGAGGGGGCACGAGAAGAGGACGACUACGACAACGACCACGACCACCACGAGCACCACGAUCAAUUACGAAUACCCGGAGGAGGUGUACGAGAGGCGGAACAGUAAAUACGAAAUGGACAUCGGCAAGUAUGAACAUGGCGAUAACGUGGAACAGAAUCGGGAAUCGAUCAGAUACGAGCUACCGCCGCACGAAUUUAAAGUCGGCGAAAAGGUAACCUGCUUGAAAACCAGCAUAACCGAGAGGCCUGUCCCUCACAAGAUAAACAUCGAGUAUCGUCAGACGAAAGAUUUCACCACGAGCCUUCCGCCGGAAGUGAGAAUCGCUGACGUAAAUUGUCCGGAAGUGGCGGCUACUCUUCCGAGCGAGGACGAACUGUCGAACGGGUCUGGAAGCGUAUCGCCACGACUGAGAAGAGCGAACAAACACCGUGGCGGAAAUCUAACCCCUUCCAGUGGCAGUUCGAGGAACCAGAGUCCCCGACCGAAAGCCGCAGUUCGAAAUUCUCACAGGAAUUCGGCGAAUUUAACCUCGAGCACGCUGCAGGAGGAUCUGAUGAAGCUGAUCAAUCCCGAUUACAUCGCCGACGACGAUCAAAUAACGAACAACAACCUGACCGGGAACUCGUUGAUCGCUAAUCAAAAUCCGAGCAAGAUCAACAACAAUAUGCUCGAGAUUCAGAAUAGGUGUAGAUCAAGGGAGAACCUCUGCGGUAACGGUGGGAACGCGUUGACCGUUCUACCAGGGAACGGACAAGAGAACGGGAACAACGGGUCCGAGGUGAUCCUCACCAUGGCUAGGCCGGCCACGGUCAUAUCGAACGCGAGCACCGCGUCGAGUCCAGCGCCGAGCGAAAAUAAAUUAUCCAAGGAAGAGAGAUUGUCGCUGCGCGUUACCAAACCUCCCCAUUCGAUUUCCAAAGCGUCGACCAACUUGCCGUCCAUCAAAGACGCGAAAAAUCAUAACGAUACGGACGUGGAUAGUUGGCAAAAUCACCACGUGGAUUCUAGAUCGAAGCAGCACGUUCAAGAGUGGUCCAACGACAGACUUAUCGAUGGAUGCAAUACCAUCGCAAAUUCCGUGUCGGACUUGCAGUCCCAUUUGUCCACGCUCGAACUGAGAGUAGCCAGGGAGACACGGCGAAGGCUUUCCCUGGAAGACGAGGUGCGCCGUUUAAGGGACGAGAACCGUCGUCUACAGGAUGAAAGUCACGCAGCUGCCCAACAACUUCGACGUUUCACCGAAUGGUUCUUUCAGGCGAUAGAUCACCAGUAAUCACCACCGUCCUAUUCUAUUCUUCCUCUUUGUUUGUUCUUGUUUUCUUCGGUCGUGCCAGACUUCCGAUCCG